This is a messenger RNA of Drosophila simulans, 1918 nucleotides long. Its product is annotated as maltase 2. NCBI's taxonomy places the organism in Eukaryota, Metazoa, Arthropoda, Insecta, Diptera, Drosophilidae. The record is from RefSeq and is a predicted model, not a curated record. Gene Ontology annotation, biological process: carbohydrate metabolic process. The coding region runs from base 104 to 1798 and encodes 564 amino acids. The transcript is spliced from 6 exons.
AAGCUUUGAGUUCAUCGCCGGCAGAUGCUAAAAACGCAUCGAGAAAUAUAAUUGUGUUCAGUUUAUUUUGAUUUCCUUGAGUCUGCUGAACUCCGGCUCCAGUAUGGCCGGUCUGGUGAAGAGCGACACGGAGGACUUUAUCGACUGGUGGCAACACACGGUCUUCUAUCAGAUCUACCCAAGGUCCUUCAUGGACAGCAAUGGCGAUGGUAUCGGCGAUCUGAAGGGAAUCACCUCCAAGCUGCGCUAUCUGGCGGACACUGGCAUCACGGCCACCUGGUUGAGUCCCAUUUUUCAGUCGCCCAUGGUUGACUUUGGCUAUGAUAUAUCGGAUUACAAGGCAAUCCAGCCGGAGUAUGGCACCAUGGCGGAUUUCGAGGAGCUGAUCGACACGGCCUUCGAGCUGGGCAUCAAGGUUGUUCUGGACUUUGUGCCGAAUCACAGCUCGGAUCAGCAUGAGUGGUUCAAGAAGUCUGCGGCCAGGGAGCCGGGUUACGAGGAUUUCUAUGUGUGGCACGAUGGCAUCGUCCAGGAGAAUGGCACUCGAGUGCCACCCAACAACUGGCCAUCGGUGUUUUACGGAUCCGCCUGGAAGUGGCACGAAGGUCGUGAGCAGUACUACCUGCACCAGUUCACCAAGGAGCAGCCGGACUUGAACUAUCGUAAUCCCAAAGUGGUUCAGGCCAUGGAUGAUGUGUUGCUUUUCUGGCUCAACAAGGGCGUAGCUGGUUUCCGCAUCGAUGCAGUGAAUCAUUUGUUCGAGGACGAAUCUCUUAAAGAUGAGCCAUUGAGUGGCAAAACAGGGGAUUCACUCUCCUAUGACUACACCGAGCACAUCUACUCCAGGGAUCUGCCAGAAGUCUUGGAAAUGAUUCAUCACUGGCGGCAGCUGCUGGAUGACUUUAGUGCCAAGCACCCCGAAAGACCCACACGCAUCAUGAUGACGGAGGCGUACGCAGGACUCACCCAGCUGGCGGACUACUACGAGGAUUCCAACGGGGUUCGGGGCUCCCAUCUGCCCUUCAACUUUCACUUUAUCACGGAUGUCAAAGGCGACUCGGAUGCGCGUGACUAUGUCUACAACGUGGAGAAGUGGCUGAUCUACAUGCCACGCGGGCACGCGGCCAACUGGGUCAUGGGCAACCACGACAACCCCCGGGUCGCCUCUCGAUUCGGUCCAGCCAGUGUGGACGCCAUGAACAUGCUGCUGCUCACCCUUCCCGGUGUCGCCGUCACUUAUAAUGGCGAGGAGCUGGGCAUGGUGGACUACCGCGAACUGAGCUGGGAGGACACGGUGGAUCCACCGGCCUUAAAUGUUGGAGAGGAGCUCUACCAGGAGGUCUCCCGGGACCCAGUCCGAACACCGUUCCAGUGGAGUAACGAGACCAAUGCCGGUUUUUCCACCGCCACCAAAACCUGGCUGCCUGUCCACCCAAACUACCUCGAGCUCAACCUGGAGGCCCAGAAGGCGGCCAACAGGAGCCAUUACCACGUCUACAAGGACCUGCUUGAGCUGCGAAAAUCGGCCAUUAUGCGUGUGGGUCGAUUCAAUAUUGAACCCCUUACUCGUUGGGUGUUUGCCUUUAAGCGGUCCUAUCCCAAUUUUGAGUCGAUAAUUACCGUGAUAAAUGUGAGCGACAAGGAGCAGUUGGUGGAUCUCUCAGAGUUUCUCAGCCAGCCCAAGAAACUGGUGGUUGAAGUUUCCGGCGUGGAUUCCAAAUAUCAACCUGGUCAAUCCCUCGCCGCAAGUGCAUUGCUCCUGGCCGCCCGUGAGGGUCUCGUCUGUCGGCUGGUCUAGCCGGGAAUGGGAUUAGAGGAAUUACCAGCUGAUGGCGGCAAACUUUGCUCUUUAAUUGCAUUUCCAGUUCAAAAUGUCACGCGAUUGAAUACAUAAUGGGGGAAAAUUAAUGACCCUAGA